This is a messenger RNA of Cuscuta campestris, 1988 nucleotides long. NCBI's taxonomy places the organism in Eukaryota, Viridiplantae, Streptophyta, Magnoliopsida, Solanales, Convolvulaceae. The record is from the annotation of a GenBank genome assembly.
GCGGCGGAAUUGUAGGGCGUACCAAAUUGGCUAUGUCAAUUUCACGCACCCGACCCGAAUUCAAAGAUAGAUAAAACCCAGCGCCUGCAAGAUCUUAUCGCCCGAUUCCGUUUCCUCAGCUUUCGUUCUCCCUGUCGUCGUCGUCCUCGGGAGAAAUAUUAUAGAAAACAAGGCUUUCUUCUGGUUUCCCAUGAGCAUAUGUGAUUAGGGGAGGCGGGAUGGAUAAAUUGUUCGAUAAGCUAAGAAAGUUGGACGCCUACCCGAAAGUCAAUGAAGAUUUCUACAGCCGUUCUCUCUCCGGCGGUCUCAUCACACUUGUCUCCUCCAUCGUCAUGUUCCUACUUUUCAUCUCUGAGUUCAGAUUGUAUCUACAUACUGUUACUGAGACUAGGCUUGUUGUAGACACGUCAAGAGGAGAAAAAUUGCAUAUACAUUUUGAUGUGACCUUUCCAGCCAUCCGGUGUUCAUUACUUAGUGUAGAUGCCAUGGACAUUAGCGGGGAGCAACACCUUGACAUAAGGCAUGAUAUAUUCAAGAAAAGAAUCAAUUCUCAUGGUAACGUUAUUGAAGUCAGACAAGAGGGUAUUGGUGCCCCAAAGGUUGAAAGGCCUUUACAAAGACAUGGUGGCAGGCUGGAGCAUAAUGAGACAUAUUGUGGUUCCUGCUUUGGUGCAGAAAUGUCAGAUGAUGAUUGUUGUAAUUCAUGUGAAGAAGUUCGUGAAGCAUACAGAAAAAGGGGAUGGGCAAUCUCAAACACAGAUUUAAUAGAUCAGUGUAAAAGAGAAGGUUUCAUCCAAAAAGUUAAAGAUGAAGAAGGUGAAGGAUGCAACAUCCAUGGAUCUCUUGAGGUUAAUAAGGUUGCAGGGAAUUUUCAUUUUUCUCCAGGAAAAAGUUUUCAUCACUCAAAUAUUCAUUUGAGUGACUUGCUGGCUCUUCAGACAGACAGUUAUAAUAUAAGCCAUACGAUAAAUAAGUUAGCUUUCGGACCUUCUAUUCCCGGAGUUGUAAAUCCACUUGAUAAGGCUCAUUGGGUGCAAGAAACACCAAAUGGAAUAUAUCAAUAUUUUCUUAAGGUAGUUCCUACAAUUUACACACAUAUCAGAGGCCACAAGAUCCAUUCAAAUCAGUUCUCAGUGACGGAACACUAUAAGAGUUUAGAAUUUGGUCAAUUUAACGCACAUCCUGGAGUUUACUUCUUCUAUGAUCUUUCUCCCAUAAAGGUGACGUUCACGGAGGAGCAUGUUUCAUUCCUUCAUUUCCUCACAAGUAUCUGCGCGAUAAUUGGCGGCAUAUUCACUAUUGCAGGGCUGGUUGAUUCAUUCAUUUACCACGGUCAAAGAGCACUAAAGAAGAAAAUGGAACUCGGAAAAUUCACAUGAGACCUCUUUUCUGUAUUGCAGGAAAUUCAUUUUGACAGUAAAAACUGACAUCCGCCAGAUUGUUCUCCUACUGUAAUUUUAUUUUUUUUACCUCUUGAAUCUGUUUAAAUUCGAGUUAAUAGUCAUUUUCGUCCCUCUAAGUUUACUCAAAACUCAAUCUUGUCUCGGUAAGUUCAUUUGAGUCAGAUUAGUUCCUAUAUUUAGAAAAUGUGAAUCAAGUUAGUCCUUUGAACAUAAUCUAUCUUCUAAAAUUUUUAGUUAUCAUGUAGAUGCAAAAGCAAUGACCUUGUGUAUUAGUUUUUGUAAUAAACGUGUUAACUUAUAAUUUUAGAAUAUAAAUUUUGUAUAAAUGACUAAAUUGAUUCACAUUUCUUAGUUACAAGAAUUAAUUUGACUAAAUCAAACUUAUAGGGAUCAAAUUAAGUCGUGAGUGCACUUAUAGAGACUAAAACGGCAUUAACUGGUUGAAAUUCCAUGGAACAGUUCCUUGGCCAUUAUCCAUCAUCUCUCGGUCUCACACCCUUUUGUCAUCAUGAAAAUUACUUUUAUAUUGAAAGUUACUAACUCAUAUAUUGUUACUGAGUAUUAUAAAAAAUUUAAAAAAAUCCU